Arachis stenosperma is the source of this 1472-nucleotide messenger RNA. Its product is annotated as receptor-like protein kinase FERONIA. The record is from RefSeq and is a predicted model, not a curated record. Gene Ontology annotation, cellular component: plasmodesma; plasma membrane. Gene Ontology annotation, biological process: protein autophosphorylation. The transcript has a single exon. Bases 468 to 1472 code for a protein of 334 amino acids. NCBI's taxonomy places the organism in Eukaryota, Viridiplantae, Streptophyta, Magnoliopsida, Fabales, Fabaceae. Gene Ontology annotation, molecular function: ATP binding; transmembrane receptor protein tyrosine kinase activity.
UCAAUUAUUCGGCACUCUGCCAGGGAAGGAAGUAUAGCUAACCUUAGAAGGGCUCUGAGCUUAACAUUACAGCAUCAAAGUAGAAAGGACUGAAUAGUUGCUUCUGCAUUCAUCUUCACAUAUAGAAAACCUACAUCUUCACAUAUAGUUGCUUCUACUCCUUGAUAUUAUUAUUAUUAUUUAGAUUUGUCUCACAUCAGUUGAAACAUAUGAACAACCUACAUGUAUGUGCAUGUGAACCAUGAAAAGGAGGAGAUCAGAAAAAUUCCUGUUAUAUUUUGAGAUCAUAGCUAUAUUCUAUUGACAUCAUCAUCAAAAUUUUCUGUAUAUAUAAUUCUAUCAACUCCAUUCUAAUUAAUUAAUUAAUAUUGUUUCAAUAAACUUUGUUACUUUCUAUCUGUUAUUGCAAACUAAGUUACUGCCUAUACAGUACAGAAGGCAUUUCAAUAUCACAAAACACAGCACAAAUGGGUUUUCUAUCUGGUUUUUCUUGCUGCUUCCAAUCUUCUUCUGGUGAUAGAGGAACAGGUAUCUUCGAAGAACAACCAUCAUCCAUUAUAAGUGAACUCUGCCGUCAGUUUUCACUUUCAGAGAUGCAAUCAGCAACAAAUAACUUCCAUAAUUCUUUUAAAGUUGGAGAAGGCUCCUUUGGCAAUGUCUACAAAGGUUAUCUGGAAAACAGUUCUACACCAGUUGCCAUCAAACGGUGCAAGAAGUAUUCAGUUUUUGGUCUUUCUGACUUGAAGAAUGAGGUUGUCCUGCUUUCUCAGCUGCAACACCCCAAUCUCAUCUCCUUAGUUGGAUUCUGCAUUGAAGGAACCGAGUUGGUUCUUGUAUAUGAUUACAUGUCUAAUGGUUCCGUUCGUGAUCAUCUUCAUCGUGGGAACAUAGAUCCACUUACAUGGAAGAGGAGGCUUCAAGUUUGCAUAGGAGUGGCGCGUGCACUGCACUAUCUUCACACAGGAGCCAAGUACACUAUUAUCCACCGGAACAUUAAAACACGUCUCAUUCUUUUGGAUAGUAAUUGGGAACCAAAAGUUUCAAGCCUAUUAAUAUCCAAAAGGGGAGCACUUAGUACUUCAAAGUCAUUGACAAGGGUGGAGUCAGAUGUGAAGGGAACAUUGGGGUAUCUUGAUCCGGAAUAUUACAACACAAGUAUGUUGACUGAAAAAUCAGAUGUAUUUUCAUUCGGCAUAGUUCUAUUAGAAGUUGUGAGUGCAAAGCCGCCGCCCGAGAUUUACGGAGAAUACUUUCACUUUCAACGCUUUAGUCAGUCAUUGAGGUCAUUUGCAAAUGAAAUUGUUGAUCCAAUUCUUAAGUCUAAGAUUGAUCCAGAUUGUUGGAAAACAUUUGUUGACAUCACUAUGAGAUGUUUGCUUAUGGAGGGAAGGGAGAGGCCAGACAUGGGAGAAGUGGAGGUGGAACUUGAACAUGCACUAAAAUUGCAAGAGGAAGCUGAUGCCAAUAAUUAA